UAAACAACACACUUGAGUCUUCAGGAAAUUGUCUGACUCGUUCUUGUUUUUGGCGAUGGCAAUGUCUAUUCUACAGCUAAGAAAUGUAUCGGCUUUAAGAUCGGCCGCAAAUAAAGCCCGGAUCGGAGUUUCCUCGAGGGGUUUCUCAAAGCUCGCGGAGGGCACUGACAUAACCUCGGCGGCGGCUGGUGUUUCUCUCCAGAAAGCUCGCAGCUGGGACGAAGGCGUUUCCUCCAAAUUCUCCACCACACCAUUGUCAGAUAUCUUCAAGGGGAAGAAAGUCGUCAUCUUUGGACUCCCUGGGGCUUACACGGGAGUUUGUUCACAGCAGCAUGUCCCUAGCUACAAGAGCCACAUUGAUAAGUUUAAAUCCAAAGGCAUUGAUUCUGUCAUAUGUGUAUCUGUUAAUGAUCCCUAUGCUAUCAAUGGUUGGGCAGAGAAGCUUGGUGCCAAAGAUGCAAUUGAGUUUUAUGGGGAUUUUGAUGGGAAGUUCCACAAAAGCUUGGGGCUAGACAAGGAUCUCUCUGCCGCAUUGCUCGGGCCUCGGUCUGAGAGAUGGUCGGCUUAUGUAGAAGACGGUAAAGUUAAGGCGGUGAACGUCGAAGAAGCACCAUCUGACUUUAAGGUUUCGGGGGCAGAAGUCAUCUUAGGACAGAUCUAAGAAGUAAUAUCCAGAGUUGUUGUUUCUUCUGAGUUCCGUUUCUUCCUAGUUGCAACUGAAAAUAAGUUUGAUCCGAACAUGUCUCAAGGAUCACACCCAAGUAACAGCUUCAGUUUAUUUUUAUUUUUUCCACAUUUUCGGUUUAAUAAAAAUUAUGCCUUCUCGUCA
Capsella rubella is the source of this 829-nucleotide messenger RNA. RefSeq names its product peroxiredoxin-2F, mitochondrial. The record is from RefSeq and is a predicted model, not a curated record. Gene Ontology annotation, molecular function: thioredoxin peroxidase activity. Gene Ontology annotation, biological process: cell redox homeostasis; hydrogen peroxide catabolic process; cellular response to oxidative stress. The transcript has 5 exons. Gene Ontology annotation, cellular component: mitochondrion; cytoplasm. Lineage: Eukaryota; Viridiplantae; Streptophyta; Magnoliopsida; Brassicales; Brassicaceae. Bases 56 to 661 code for a protein of 201 amino acids.